This is a messenger RNA of Paracoccidioides brasiliensis Pb18, 954 nucleotides long. RefSeq lists its product as uncharacterized. The record is from RefSeq and is a predicted model, not a curated record. Gene Ontology annotation, molecular function: 2,4-dienoyl-CoA reductase (NADPH) activity. Gene Ontology annotation, biological process: fatty acid catabolic process. The transcript has 6 exons. The coding region runs from base 1 to 954 and encodes 317 amino acids.
AUGCCUCUCCCAAAGUCUGCGUAUAUUAGUGAAGUAUGGAAGGAUGGGAUCUUUGAAAACAAAGUCGUCUUCUGCACCGGCGGUGCCGGUACCAUCUGCAGCGCUCAGGUACGAGCAAUGGUCUAUUUAGGCGCCAACGCAUUCAUUCUUGGACGGAAUAUCGAGAAAACUGAGCGAAUGGCCAGGGACAUUGCUACAGCCCGGCCCGGCGCAAAGGUUAUUGGACAAGGAGGAACUGAUGUUAGAGAUUUUAAUAUCAUAAAAGCUGCAGCUGAGCGUUGCGUGAAGGAAUUGGGUUCAAUCGACUUUGUUAUUGCUGGUGCGGCUGGCAAUUUCCUUGCCUCGAUAGAACAAAUUUCCGUAAACGCUUUCAAGAGCGUCAUGGACAUCGAUGUCCUGGGAUCAUACAACACCCUAAAAGCCACCGUCCCAUAUCUCAUCGAAUCUGCCGCAAAACAUAAAUGCGAUGGAGUCACGCCCUCCCCCACCGGUACAGGCGGACGCAUCAUCUUUGUCAGCGCAACGCUCCAUUAUGCUGGAGUCCCACUCCAAUCACAUGUAUCCGUCGCCAAAGCCGGUGUCGAUGCGCUAUCCAAUAGCGUUGCGAUCGAAUACGGGCCCCUCGGUGUCAAUUCCAACAUCAUAGCCCCAGGACCAAUUGCAGACACAGAGGGAAUGCAACGACUUUCCCGUGCUGAGGAUGCGAUGGAAAGCAGAUCGUCAAUCCCAUCUGGAAGAUGGGGCACCGUCAAGGAAAUAUCUGAUGCCACCGUCUACCUUUUCUCUGAUGCCGGAAACUAUGUCAACGGCUCGACUGUUGUCGUUGAUGGAGGUGCUUGGCGCUUGCAGCGCUCGGGCGGCUCCCGCCCCGGAUUCAAGUACCCAGACUUCCUUCUCUCCGGAAAGGAAGUGACAGGCGUGGCGGGGACGAAGAAAUCGAAGUCGAAAAUUUAA